UGACGUAUCAUUUUCAACGUGUUUUCUGCUUUCUUCAUCUUCAUUUUCCUUUCGUUUUGUUUUGAUACAAAGACGAAUUAAAUCAACGAUGGCUAAAAUAAAUAAAUCACCUGAAGAAUCCUUAAAAAAAUCAAAAAGUCCUAAAAAGAAAAACAAAUUAGAGAAAAACGAUGUUUCCAAUAACAAGAAAUCAUCUCCAACAGACCCAGAGAAGCUCCCUGCCACCAAAAAGCAAAUUAAGAAAAAACCUAAAAUAAAAUCCAAUGGCAUGAAACAAGCAGUCAGCUUGAUUGCUGCCGAUCAAAAGAAACACAAAAAACAACAACCUCUAGCAAAGGCGGACGAUGACGAUGAAAAUGAAGAUGAAUUCUUCCGAGGUCCUACCACUGAACAACUUUUAGAAAGUGAGAAGCCUGAAAAUAUCAAAGCGAUACUCACAGUUCGACAGAAGAAAAAACUCAAACACCAACAACGAUUAGAGGAACAGAAAAACAAAUGUCCCAACAAGGAGAUAGCUCGUAACCAAGAGUAUCUUUUGAAAUGGAAGAACAAUCGUGAAGAUUGGAAGUUUGAGAAGCUUCGACAAAUUGGUGUCCAAACCACAGUGUUUGAUGAUACGAAAAUUAGUGCAGAAGUUUGGCCAAUCGCAUUGGAAUAUCUAUCUGGGUCCAAAGGAGCGGCUAAGGAGAAAAUUACAAAAGCUGCCGAGGCAGUUAUUGAUGAACUAGAUAAGGAAGCAGAGAAGGCAGGUGAUGGUGGUAACUUGAUAACAUCGUCGGAAAAAUAUAGAAGGGCGCGAGAGUUGUUGCAAAGUUUUGAUUAAAAUUAUUUUUAGGUGCAAAUAUAAAAAACAAAAUAAACUGAAUAAUAUUUCAAUAUUACAUAUAUUUAA
This is a messenger RNA of Episyrphus balteatus (marmalade hoverfly), 892 nucleotides long. RefSeq lists its product as uncharacterized. The transcript has 2 exons. Lineage: Eukaryota; Metazoa; Arthropoda; Insecta; Diptera; Syrphidae. The record is from RefSeq and is a predicted model, not a curated record. Bases 89 to 823 code for a protein of 244 amino acids.